This is a messenger RNA of Ficedula albicollis (Collared flycatcher), 710 nucleotides long. It is a transcript of the gene VHL, whose product is annotated as von Hippel-Lindau tumor suppressor. The record is from RefSeq and is a predicted model, not a curated record. The transcript is spliced from 3 exons. NCBI's taxonomy places the organism in Eukaryota, Metazoa, Chordata, Aves, Passeriformes, Muscicapidae. The annotation marks the transcript as partial.
GGGGAGCGGGCGGGCGCGGCCCGGCCCGUGCUGCGCUCUGUCAACACGCGGGAGCUCUCCGAGGUCGUGUUCAACAACCACAGCCCCCGCUGCGUGCUGCCCGUCUGGCUGGACUUCGAGGGCCAGCCGCGCGGCUACCCGGUGCUGCAGCCGCGCAGCGGGCGCGUCAUGCGCAGCUACCGGGGGCACCUCUGGCUGUUCCGGGAUGCAGGGACCAACGACGGGCUGCUCGUCAACCAGCAGGAGCUGUUCGUGGCAGCCCCCAAUGUGACCAAAGCUGACAUCACACUGCCAGUGUUCACCCUGAAGGAGAGGUGUCUGCAGGUCGUGCGCAGUCUGGUCAGCCCCCUGGACUACAGGAAACUGGACAUUGUUCAGUCCUUAUAUGAAGAGCUGGAGGAUCAUCCUGAUAUUUGGAAGGAUCUUAAGCGGCUUUCUCUGGAGAGAAAUGAAGCACUGAGGAACAAAACUAUGGAAACACAUGAUGACUCACCUCAGACUCCUCAGUAGCAAACCACUGAGUCUGAGCAGCAGGAGUCCCCAGGAAACACCAAGAACUGAUGGCUCCGUUUAAAGUUUUGAAACAUAAACUCAGUAACAUCGGUGAUAGUCAAAUCAAUACUCAAAGACUGAGCACAGCUGGAGGCAUGCUGGGUUCUGAUGGUUCAGUUCAUUUCUUCAUUACAAGUAUUGCAAACUGUAGGGUCAGG